AUGGGUACUCGAAAAAGUUCCUGUACACUCUUAUUUUUCUUCGCAAUUCUCACCCAUUUGCUUCUGAAUUCCCAUGCAAUUACCAACCCAAUAAAAACCGUGGUGGUUUUAGUAAUGGAGAAUCGCUCAUUCGACCACAUGCUUGGUUGGAUGAAGAAACUAAACCCAGAAAUAAAUGGCGUAACGGGGUCGGAGUCAACUCCAUUAUCGGUAACCGACCCGAAUUCCAAGCGAAUAUUCUUCAAGAAUCAAGCGCAGUAUGUUGACCCGGAUCCGGGUCACUCGUUCCAGGCAAUUAGGGAGCAGAUAUUCGGGUCGGAGGACACGUCAGCUAAUCCGGCUCCGAUGAAUGGAUUCGCUCAACAAGCUUAUUCCAUGGAUAAUACAACAACUAUGUCGCAGGAUGUGAUGAAUGGAUUUGAACCAGACAUGGUUUCGGUUUAUAAGACACUUGUGUCUGAGUUUGCUGUUUUUGAUAGGUGGUUUGCCUCCGUGCCAGCUUCAACUCAGCCUAAUCGACUCUACAUCCACUCAGCAACAUCCGGCGGCGCCACCAGCAACGUCGCGUCCUUGCUAGCCAAAGGCUAUCCACAGCAAACCAUUUUCGACAGUCUUCACGACAACGGUCACAACUUCGGAAUAUAUUACCAAGACCUUCCCGCAACACUGUUCUACCGAAACUUAAGGAAACUCAAGUACACAUUAAAAUUUCACCCAUACGACUUGUCGUUUAAGAAUGACGCUAAAAAUGGAAAGUUACCGAAUUAUGUUGUGGUGGAACAACGGUACACAGACACUAAGCUGUUUCCGGGAAAUGAUGAUCAUCCAUCGCACGAUGUUUAUCAAGGACAGAAGUUUGUGAAGGAGGUGUAUGAGACGCUGAGGGGUAGCCCGCAGUGGAACGAAACUCUGUUUUUGAUUACGUAUGAUGAACAUGGUGGGUUUUAUGAUCAUGUGGCUACGCCUGUUCGUGGGGUGCCUAGUCCUGAUGGAAUUGUGGGGCCUGAGCCAUUUAAUUUUACUUUUAAUAGGUUGGGAGUAAGGGUUCCUACUAUUGCUAUCUCACCUUGGAUUGAAAAGGGCACGGUUAUUCAUGGGCCAAACGGAUCACCAACUCCUACAUCAGAAUAUGAACACUCAUCCAUUUCCGCAACAGUUAAGAAAAUCUUCAAUUUGCCUAAUUUUCUUACCAAGAGAGAUCAAUGGGCUGGAACCUUUGAAGGUAUUGUUCAAACCAGGAAACAACCCAGGACUGAUUGCCCAGUGCAACUUCAAGCACCGGUAAAGUUAAGGAAAGGAGAAGCUAAUGAAGACGCGAAACUGAGUGAAUUUCAGCAGGAGUUGAUUCAACUAACAGCUGUUCUUAAAGGAGACAAUAUAUUCACUAGUUAUCCGAAUACAAUAGGGAAAGACAUGACUGUUAAGCAAGGAAAGAAUUACAUGGAUGAAUCGGUUAAAAGGUUCUUUGAAGCCAGUCGUUACGCUAAGAAAAUGGGAGCCAGUGAUGAACACAUUGUCAAGAUGAAGCCUUCUUUGACUACAAGAUCAUCCAAAUCUUCUAAAAACACAAAUCCAUAG
Lathyrus sativus (Indian pea) is the source of this 1578-nucleotide messenger RNA. Lineage: Eukaryota; Viridiplantae; Streptophyta; Magnoliopsida; Fabales; Fabaceae. The record is from the annotation of a GenBank genome assembly.